Molecule: messenger RNA, 2192 nt
Organism: Populus nigra (black poplar)
Lineage: Eukaryota; Viridiplantae; Streptophyta; Magnoliopsida; Malpighiales; Salicaceae
Product: cyclin-dependent kinase C-2-like
Exons: 12
Coding region: 258-1811 (517 amino acids)
Biological process (GO): positive regulation of transcription elongation by RNA polymerase II; protein phosphorylation
Cellular component (GO): nucleus; cyclin-dependent protein kinase holoenzyme complex
Molecular function (GO): cyclin-dependent protein serine/threonine kinase activity; ATP binding; RNA polymerase II CTD heptapeptide repeat kinase activity
Source: RefSeq, a predicted model, not a curated record
AUCCAGCAAUUUCUUUUCCGUGUUUCCUUUUUGAGAGGCAUCGUUACUAUUACCUUCCUCUUACAAGCCGAAAAAAUUCCAUAAAGAGGAGAGUCUCUGUUUCUUCGUCAACAAAUCUUCAAUUCUCUCACGACAGCUAACGCCGCAACCACCUCCGGCGACGGCGGAUUGUCAUUCGUUGAGUUGGGUUUGUUUGUGGGCUUAAUUGGUGACAGCAGUCAGCAAGCGAGAAAAAAAAACAAGAGAGAAGAAGAAGGAUGGCAAUAGCAGCUCCUGGGCAGCUGAAUUUAAACGAAUCACCAUCAUGGGGAUCUAGAAGUGUUGAUUGUUUUGAAAAAUUAGAACAAAUUGGUGAAGGCACUUAUGGGCAAGUGUAUAUGGCAAGAGAAAUAAAGACAGGUGAAAUUGUUGCUUUGAAGAAAAUAAGAAUGGACAAUGAGAGAGAAGGGUUUCCUAUAACAGCAAUAAGGGAGAUCAAGAUUUUAAAGAAAUUACAUCAUGAGAAUGUGAUUAACUUGAAAGAGAUUGUGACGUCUCCAGGUCCAGAGAGGGAUGAGCAGGGGAGACCAGAUGGUAACAAGUAUAAAGGUGGGAUCUACAUGGUUUUUGAAUACAUGGAUCAUGAUUUGACUGGUCUCGCUGAUCGUCCUGGGAUGAGAUUUUCAGUUCCCCAAAUUAAGUGCUACAUGAGGCAACUUUUGACGGGGCUUCACUAUUGUCAUGUGAAUCAAGUGCUUCAUCGUGAUAUAAAAGGUUCUAAUCUGCUCAUAGACAAUGAGGGUAAUUUGAAGCUGGCAGAUUUUGGGCUUGCUCGGUCAUUCUCAAAUGAUCACAAUGCAAAUCUUACAAAUCGUGUUAUUACUUUAUGGUACAGACCCCCAGAGCUGCUGCUUGGAACAACAAAGUAUGGUCCAGCUGUUGAUAUGUGGUCUGUUGGUUGUAUUUUUGCUGAACUUCUCCAUGGGAAACCAAUUUUCCCUGGAAAAGAUGAACCAGAACAACUAAAUAAGAUUUUUGAGCUAUGUGGAGCCCCUGAUGAGUUUAAUUGGCCUGGAGUUUCCAAGAUUCCUUGGUACAACAAUCUCAAGCCAACAAGGCCAAUGAAGAGGCGUCUAAGAGAGGUUUUCAGACAUUUUGACCGUAAUGCUUUGGAGUUAUUGGAGAGAAUGCUGACUCUUGAUCCCUCUGAGAGAAUAUCUGCCAAGGAUGCACUUGAUGCUGAGUAUUUCUGGACUGAUCCAUUACCUUGCAACCCCAAAAGUUUGCCAAAAUAUGAAGCAUCACAUGAGUUUCAGACUAAGAAAAAACGUCAGCAACAAAGGCAGCAUGAAGAAAAUGCUAAGCGUCAGAAACUGCAGCACCAGCAGCAGCAUGGUCGACUUCCCCCCACUCAACAGUCUGGGCAGGCACAUCCACAAAUGCGUUCAGGCCCUAAUCAGCCCUUGCAUGGUUCUCAGCCCCCAGUUGCUGCAGGGCCUAGCCACCAUUAUGGGAAGCCUCGAGGACCUGCUGGCGGACCAGGCAGAUACCCCCCAAGUGGAACAAGUGGGGGAUACAACCACCCUAAUCGUGGUGGUCAAGGUAGUGGUGGUUAUGGUAGUGGGCCAUAUCCUCCACAGGGGCGAGCUCCACCAUAUGGCUCAAGUAGUAUGCCUGGUGCACCUCCACAUGGGAGUGGAGGGGGUAGUGGCUAUGGAGUUGGUGGUCCAAAUUAUCCUCAAGGUGGUCCACCUUAUGGUGGUUCUGGUGCUGGUCGUGGUUCGAACAUGAUGGGUGGAAACCGCAACCAACAAUAUGGUUGGCAGCAGUAAACAGUUUGAGUAAUUGAUGUACCAUGAGACCUCAUGAAACAAAACUUUAAAUGAUAAAAAGAUUAUCCGAGUGGUUGAUGAUUGGACAUCAUCUUCUAUGCUUCAGAGCUCAUCAGAAUGGAUCACCGGAAGAGCCUCCCUUUAAGCAUUUGUACAACCCAGAGUUCUCCGAGUGUAUCACCAUACUUUAAUAAAUUAGAGACAUCUGAGUUGAAGGUGCUUUGAUUUAAUGAACUGUGUAUCUUCAUUAAAGAAAGAAAAAUAAAGUACUCUGAGCCAUUUCUGUGAUUUAUGCUCAGGUUUGUGCACAGCGGGCUUGUACAUUUGUGAGUCAAACUAUUGCAAUGUUAAAUAAGAAGUGUGGAUGCUUGUCGAACAGCA